UCCAAACAUCAGAUAAAACUAAACUCCUUCGUGAGCAACCUCUACCCUGUGUCUCCAACUCUCUCAACCUCUUUUCGCUAAGAAUAUAUUACGUAACAUGUUUCUUCUGCCACCGCCACUCCCAACUCGUUUCCCAUUAGUUCCGUUAACUUCUCCAGUACACUUGCGCCACCACUAUAUAUUCCAACCACCACUUUCCGUCACCGCCGUCACCACCACCGCUAGCGAAAUCUCCUCUGGCUCUGUCUCUGUCUCUGUUUCCUCAUCGAGACAACUUGACGACGACAAGGACGACGAAAACGACCUCGUUUCACUCCAUAACAAUCGCUACGACUUCACUCCCCUCCUCAACUUCCUUUCCAGUUCUCCCACUUCCACCAGCAGCUCCAAUUCGGAUUCGGGUUCGGGUUCGGGUUCGGAUGCUCCGACUUCGCUAGACCGGACCGAGUUCCAGCUCGCCGAGACGUACCGGGCCGUGCCAGCCCCACUCUGGCACUCACUCCUCAAAUCCCUCUGCUCCUCCUCCUCAAUUGGACUAGCGUACGCCGUCGUUUCGUGGCUCCAGAAGCACAACCUCUGCUUCUCCUAUGAGUUGCUCUACUCAAUUCUCAUCCACGCGCUGGGGCGCUCUGAGAAGCUCUACGAGGCGUUCCUGCUCUCCCAGAGACAAACCCUAACCCCGCUGACCUACAACGCGCUAAUCGGCGCGUGUGCUCGCAACGAUGACCUUGAGAAGGCGCUCAAUCUGAUGUCUCGGAUGCGCCGAGACGGUUUCCCAUCCGAUUUCGUCAAUUACAGUUUGAUAAUUCAAUCCCUUACUCGCACUAACAAGAUUGACUUGCCGAUUCUGCAGAAGCUUUAUGCCGAGAUCGAAUGCGAUAAGAUCGAGCUCGAUUGCCAGCUUCUGAACGACAUUAUUGUCGGUUUCGCAACCGCCGGCGACCCGACUCAGGCCAUGCAUUUCCUUUCCAUGGCUCAGGGCAGUGGCCUGAGCGCAAAAACCGCAACUCUCGUUGCGGUUAUAUCUGCGCUGGGGAAUUCGGGUCGGACCGUGGAGGCUGAGGCCAUUUUCGAAGAGAUAAGAGAUGCCGGGUUAAAGCCAAGGACUAGGGCUUACAAUGCGCUUCUCAAAGCGUAUGUGAAAGCUGGUUCUCUUAAAGACGCCGAGUCGAUCGUAUCAGAGAUGGAGAAGAGCGGAGUUGCGCCAGACGAGCAUACGUACAGUCUCCUCAUUGAUGCGUAUGCAAAUGCAGGACGGUGGGAAAGCGCGAGAAUCGUAUUGAAAGAAAUGGAAGAGAGCAAUGUACAGCCUAAUUCAUUCGUGUAUAGUCGAAUUUUAGCAAGUUAUAGGGACAGAGGAGAGUGGCAGAGAUCGUUUCAGGUUUUAAGGGAAAUGAAGAGUAGUGGAGUAAAGCCUGAUAGGCAUUUCUACAAUGUGAUGAUAGACACAUUUGGCAAGUACAAUUGUCUUGAUCAUGCUGUGGCCACCUUCGAACGGAUGCUAUCAGAGGGGAUUCAGCCCGACACGGUCACGUGGAAUACGCUUAUCAAUUGCCAUUGUAAGGCAAGGAGGCGCGAUAGAGCGGAGGAGUUGUUUGAGGAAAUGCAGGAGAAAGGGUACACGCCGUGUGCCACGACGUAUAAUAUCAUGAUCAAUUGUUUGGGGGAGCAGGAGAGGUGGGAGGAGGUGAAGAGCUUGUUGGGGAGGAUGCAGAGUCAGGGGUUGCUGCCAAAUGUGGUGACCUACACCACGCUGGUUGAUAUUUACGGACGGUCAGGGAGGUUUGAUGAUUCGAUAGAGUGCUUGGAGGACAUGAAGUCUGCAGGAUUGAAGCCGUCAUCGACAAUGUAUAACGCCUUGAUCAAUGCCUAUGCGCAAAGGGGCAUGUCCGAGGAAGCAAUAAAUGCAUUUAGGGUCAUGAUAGCAGAUGGCCUGAAGCCCAGUAUUUUAGCUCUCAAUUCGUUAAUUAAUGCAUUUGGUGAAGAUAGAAGAGAUGCUGAAGCCUUUGCUGUGUUGCAGUACAUGAAGGAAAAUGACUUGAAACCAGAUGUUGUCACGUAUACUACACUAAUGAAAGCUUUGAUUCGUGUUGACAAAUUUCAUAAGGUUCCAGCCGUGUAUGAAGAGAUGAUUUUGUCUAAGUGCACUCCAGAUAGGAAAGCUAGAUCAAUGCUACGAUCUGCUCUGAAAUACAUGAAGCAAACAGUGAAAUCAUAGUUGAUGGGUAACACAACCAAAGCAAAGUACAGGACUGUCAUGUUUGAUCUUUUAGUUAUCUAUUUGAGGAGAUAUUGAUUCAUGUUCAUCAUAGUCAUAAAGAAAUUCAUACUACAAGGGUUGUUCAGGAGUCCAGGAACGCAAAUGAAGACCACACCACCAUCAAAACUCCAAGACUUGAAGAACUUCAUAUACCCAACACCUUUUGCAUUUCCUCGAGCGAGGUUAUAAUUUUUUUUUUUCCACAGAUGCAUUGCCCAUGUGUUAAAUACGUUGUUGUAUUAUAAAAUUGUGUCAGGGAUAAUACAGAGGAAUGUUAGUAGUAGUUUUUGGACCAGUUCACUAAUUUUUCACGUUGUUUUGUAAAUGGACGAACAACAAAAAAUUGGCAUAAAUCUCAUUCUUCAUCAAUUGGAGGGUUCAUCAUUUUUUUCC
Molecule: messenger RNA, 2653 nt
Organism: Corylus avellana
Lineage: Eukaryota; Viridiplantae; Streptophyta; Magnoliopsida; Fagales; Betulaceae
Product: Pentatricopeptide repeat (PPR-like) superfamily protein
Molecular function (GO): protein binding
Source: RefSeq, a predicted model, not a curated record